GAGCUGCCAAACAGAACGUUGCUGAGUUGUGAUCUCUGACGGGGAAAUCUGUUCUUCCUUCUUGCAGCUAUCCAGAAAAUAUUACCCCAGAGACUGAAGAUGUGGAGCCCAAACCCAUGGUCAUCGGCACCAACAAUGUCUUUGAGGUUGGGUGCUAUUCCCAAGCGAUGAAGGUGGGAGACAACAACGUCAUCGAAUCCAAAGCAUUUGUUGGCAGGAACGUGAUCCUGACGAGCGGCUGCAUCAUCGGGGCCUGCUGUAACAUCAACACCUACGAGGUGAUCCCCGAAAACACCGUCAUCUACGGGGCCGACUGCCUCCGGCGCGUGCAGACCGAGCGGCCGCAGGUGGGUGUGUGA
Messenger RNA from Manacus vitellinus (golden-collared manakin), 359 nucleotides. It is a transcript of the gene DCTN6, whose product is annotated as dynactin subunit 6. The transcript is spliced from 3 exons. Gene Ontology annotation, cellular component: dynactin complex. Gene Ontology annotation, biological process: mitotic spindle organization. The coding region runs from base 117 to 359 and encodes 80 amino acids. NCBI's taxonomy places the organism in Eukaryota, Metazoa, Chordata, Aves, Passeriformes, Pipridae. Gene Ontology annotation, molecular function: dynein complex binding. The record is from RefSeq and is a predicted model, not a curated record.